UCCAGUCCAGACGGUGGCAGUAAUACACUCAACAUCUGGUUUGCACACUUCGGAACGAACAAAAAGGGGGUAAUAAGAAGAACUCGGUAGCAGUGGCUGCGGUUCCGUGAAAGGACGUCUUUGUUUCGCGCAGAGGAAUGGCUUCUCUUAAUGUUGGGUCGACAUACUCAAAUUAUACAGACUUUAAUAAUGCGGUCACCGCAUUCGAAAAUGAGAAUUUUGUCCAGUUUUACCGCCGCGACGCAAGAACAAUUGAAAAAGUCAAACGAUUAAAUCCAAGGCACCAUUACAAUCCUGAGUUGAAGUAUGUGAACAUACAUCUGACUUGUAUACACGGUGGCAGAAAUUUCUUAUCACAUUCUAAAGGAGUGCGUCCGAAAACGAGGUAGCUAACUUCCAUUUCUAGAUGACUUUUUUUGCUUGUAUCCAUGGUCAUGUAGCCUACAUAUCUGCUAGAUCUGCUGACAGGGGCCACUGUUUUGCAGCCACCGUCCGUCAUAAUAAGAGUAUUUCAAUGUAAUGUUUUCCAGGACAAGAGAACAUAUUUUUUGUUGUUGUAGUGGGGACAGUAUAAAAAAAACUGUUUUUUAAUUAGAAAUGUAUUUCGUUUUACAUUGUUCGAACAAUGUUAAAGUAGGCUCGUUGUCUCUACAGUACCUGCAGGGUUGGAUGCCCAGCUUUAAUCAAAGUCAAAACUACAGAGGAUGGAGAGAGAUUAGUUGUAAAGGAAAUGGUCAAAAUACACAACCAUGAAGUCAGUGAGGCUGCAUUCAAGCACUACCCCAAGAGGAGACAACUAUGUCCGGCUGAACGCGCCAAGUGUUCAGAAUUGCUGACAAAGUACGAUGGCAACAAAAGUUUGGUGAUCGAAGAGCUCACCAAAGUAACUGGAAAAGUCAUCCUACCGAAGGACAUUCACAACAUUGCAGCGACAAUGAACUGUCCUCCAAAAUGUGAGCGAAAGAAACAAGAGGUGACCAAAGGGAUUCGAAUGGUGAUGGACACCGACACAAAGCUAAGAGAACAGGCAAGAAAAAGGCGGCCUGGAUCUGCGUUCAAGGAUCCGAGGAGGUCCGAGAAGAAACUGGUGCUUGACGUGGACACGGGGGUGGAUGACGCUCAGGCCAUCAUGAUGGCUCUCGCAGCCCCCAACGUGGAGGUCCUGGGGAUCACCUGCGUAAGCGGCAACACCUCCCUGGAAAACUCCUGCAGGAACACACUGCGCGUCCUCAAGGUCUGCCAGAGACUUGAGAUCCCAGUGUUCAGUGGAGCUGCAGAGCCUCUGAUGGGCCACCCCCUGUCGGCAGGCUCCUUCCACGGGCAGGAUGGGCUGGGGGACGCCCCUGACCCAGAUGCCCCGGGCCUGGAGCUGCUGCAGACAGAAGGGGCUGUGGAAGCCAUCAUCAGGCUGGUCAAUGAGAACCCUGGAGAGGUGUGCCUGGUAGCUAUGGCCCCGUUGACCAACCUGGCCAUUGCAGUGAAGAUUGACCCCACCCUCCCUCAGAAACUCAAAGGUCUCUUCAUCAUGGGAGGCAACACUGACUCGAGGGGGAACACCACAGUGUGUGGAGAGUUCAACUUUGCUGCCGACCCGGAGGCUGCUUACAUCGUCCUGAACCGCUUCUUCUGUCCAACCUACAUCGCUACCUGGGAGUUCUGCUGUGAGAACAAGCUACCAUGGUCGUUCUGUGACAACUGGCUGGCCCAGGACUCAGACAAGGCCCGCUUCAUGAAGAGCAUCUUCAAACACACCAUGGACACCGUAGCCACUUGUGCUCGCUACCAACGGGAGAUGGCGGCUGGCCCGGGUUUCGUGUCGUGCGACUCGUACGCCAUGGCAGCGGCCAUUGAUGACAGUUUCGUGUGGGUGUCUGAGCCGGUGGCCGUUACCGUGGAGCUUCAGGGGACCUACACACGGGGCAUGAUGGUCCUGGACAAGCUGGGAGUCCUGGAGAAGGAGCACCAAGUUCUCAUCAUGAGGACGGUGGACCUGGAGAGCUUCAAGGGGAUGUUGAUGGACUCCCUGAAGUAAUAAGCGCUGGGCUGGGAACUACACCUAUACCGCUGUCCCAUAUUGCUUUCAAUUGUUUAUUUUUGGGGAGGGCUCAAAUUCCACUCUUCGUAAUGAGUUUUGUACAAAUAGAUCUUGAUAAGGGGGACAGUUUGAGGUGGUGGAUAUGUCUGAUGGUAAUACAAUCAUUUUACAUUAUCAGGAAAUAAAUGUUCUACAAUGUUAA
Messenger RNA from Salvelinus fontinalis (brook trout), 2237 nucleotides. RefSeq names its product inosine-uridine preferring nucleoside hydrolase-like. NCBI's taxonomy places the organism in Eukaryota, Metazoa, Chordata, Actinopteri, Salmoniformes, Salmonidae. The transcript is spliced from 7 exons. The record is from RefSeq and is a predicted model, not a curated record. Gene Ontology annotation, molecular function: hydrolase activity, hydrolyzing N-glycosyl compounds. Bases 731 to 2032 code for a protein of 433 amino acids.